This is a messenger RNA of Mycena citricolor, 276 nucleotides long. The record is from the annotation of a GenBank genome assembly. NCBI's taxonomy places the organism in Eukaryota, Fungi, Basidiomycota, Agaricomycetes, Agaricales, Mycenaceae.
AAGAAACAGUCUAAGAAGACGGCAAAGUUGAACUCAGAGCGGAGGAGCCUGAAAUUUUGGGCACAGGGUGUUUGGGAGGAUGAGAUUUUGGCCCCGCAUAUACAAAGAUACCAAGAUGCGCUAGAGCGGGGCCAAUGUGCUGAGGCAGCAUAUCUCCAACAUGUCUGUCAUGAAUACCAUGCUCAGGUGCCAUGGCAGACCCAUGACAACAAAGAGCCUCCUUUGCCCCUGCCAGCGUAUGUCAGGGGAACCCCUGCUUUUGUCCAAUCAUCAUAG